UAUUGCGUAUUUGAAAGAACUAAAAUAUAAGUUGUCGAGCAAGCAUCAGUGUUAUGAGAAUGUUAGCUUUGAAACUUUUUAUCGUGCUAGGGCUGCCGCUUGUAGGUGUACAUGUACAAGCGGCUUCCGAAGAGCUUCAAGACCGGUUUGCAUAUCAGGCGAAGCUUUUAGACAAGAUGAUUCGCAUGGAAAUGCAGAUGGAGCGAAUGGAGAAAGAACUGAAGGCGACGCAGACGAACGUUCAAACAUUCAUACAGAAUCAGACAAGGAUAUUAGAAAAUAAAACUGCUGAACUGGAGCUGUUGGGAGAAAGAGUUGACCUACCGCUAGUUGCUUUCAACGCUUAUAGUCCAGUCGACACAAGUCCUGAUACACACCAAAUAAUUAUAUGGCAAAACACGCGACUAAACGCGGGAAACGCAUACGACACUGUGAUCGGAAUCUUCAAGGCACCGGUUUCCGGUCUGUAUCUCUUCGCUGUACAUGUAUGUAACUACAGUGGAAAUGUGUUCCAAUAUGCUAUAGUGCUUGAUGGGACCGACAUCGCCACAGCCUACAAAUAUGACAACAACAACUACGAUUGCGGCUCUAUGAGUGUGAUCACUAUGGUCAAUUCUGGACAAAGAGUGUGGGUCAAAUGUACCAGCGGGAGCACUAGUACUUUGAUUUGGGAAAGCACUGGAAGAAGCUCUUUUAUCGGUGCUCUCAUACAUAAAUAACACAGAAAUAGUGUUUGCAAGGUCACUCUGCUGAGAACCAUUUAAGACGACUAUAUGCUUGACUGGUUAUAGCCAAAUAUGUUACCGUUAUAUAAAUUCAUCAUCAUUAUUAUUAUUCUGGAUAAGAUUGAUGGCGUUCUGAAUACCAGAACGAACAGAUAUUUCUUUUCAGAUUAUUUACCUUUGAAUUUGAUUUUUUUUUUGCCAUGUAGUUAUCCAAUACAUUAUUUGUACUUGUUAACUAGAUCCUCAUUCUAUUAGGUUAUGGACAUUUUAUCGUUUUUAUUAAACCUUUUCAUCAGUCCUCCAUAUGCAACUUUGUCAUCUUAAAAAUAAAAGAGCUGUUUCAUCUUGAA
Molecule: messenger RNA, 1075 nt
Organism: Mercenaria mercenaria
Lineage: Eukaryota; Metazoa; Mollusca; Bivalvia; Venerida; Veneridae
Product: complement C1q and tumor necrosis factor-related protein 9B-like
Exons: 2
Coding region: 54-719 (221 amino acids)
Molecular function (GO): protein binding
Source: RefSeq, a predicted model, not a curated record